Ornithodoros turicata is the source of this 3731-nucleotide messenger RNA. RefSeq lists its product as uncharacterized. The transcript is spliced from 5 exons. The record is from RefSeq and is a predicted model, not a curated record. Bases 469 to 1149 code for a protein of 226 amino acids. NCBI's taxonomy places the organism in Eukaryota, Metazoa, Arthropoda, Arachnida, Ixodida, Argasidae.
CUUCCUUCGUUUGACGGUAGUUCUGGAUGGUGACCGGUGCGGUUUCUUUUUUAGUGUUCUCCUUCUCAUAAACUUUAGUGCAGCUUAAUUGACAUCUGGAAGCCCUGACAUCUGGAAGUUGGCACUACUUGGGUCCCUAGAAAAUGAGUUAUGAUGUUGGUGCUCAUUUUUCUUACGCAGAAUUCAUAGGGCACCGUAAAAACAAGUUUCGCCUUUCUAGUGCUCUGAAACGUGUCCCUUUGAGAAACAACCUGCUUUUGUAGUGCUCAAAGAAUUCUUAGCUGGUCGUGUGUCCCUAGCGUACCACUGCACAGCUCUACAUAGAGUGCCAUCUGGAUGUCACUGCAGCCCAACCCUACUGUCACUCCAUCAUCGAGUUUCAGCGAGUUACACGCGACCGCAACACGGCUGAAGCUGUGCAUGUCAAUCAAUGCUUUUUUCUGACACGGUCCGUUGCAUUCCUGCGCAAUGCCUGUGUGCGGCGUUCGUGGCUGUGUAAACACCAAGGUAUCCAGCUCCGGCGGACGAAAGGGAGCGUUGUUUCGCCGUCACAAUGUUCCACAGAAAGAACCGGCACGGACCACAUGGCUGAGGUUGAUAGGACGCGAUGCCGUCUCACAGGACACCGAAAUCGUCGUCUGUGGCUUGCACUUCCGAUCGGACGAUUACGUAUUGAACAUGGCACUCGCAGACGCGUCCGGAGUUGGGAAAUUCAGAGGUAGACUAAGACCCGGCGUGACGCCAUCGUUGAACCUGCCAACGGGUAGUCAACACGCCAUGCAACAAGAAAACAAGGCAAACCUGUGCAUCCUAGACAGCUGUGACUGCCAGGCUGGUGAUUGCAGCACCGCAUGGACAGCCUCCGCGCUGCUUGCUUCCCUCGCUCGUAAGAAAGGAAGCAGCUACGCACCUGGAACAUCGUCUGCAUUCCCUGCGUUUGUGUCUCCCAGUCUCGACACGACCCCUCCAAACAUCCUGCAGCGCACAAGCUGCGAGUGCAGUUCGCCCUCGACUGAACAAAAGGGUACCCAGUACUGUCCCCCGAAGGAGUCAAGGUGGACGCAAACGCGACGUGUGCAGACGAGGACAGCUGGUGCACAAGGAAAUCUUACUGGUGUGCCCCUACGGACAUCAUUCACCCAGACGUGAGCUCUGUCACACUCAGCUAGGGGACAGUAGAUUCCAGUGGCAGCGGAUCCAAAAACCGUGCAACCAGACAAAUGAAGAGCUUCGUGGAGCUAAGAAACAAGACACUGGAGUGCAAUGGAAACUGCAGCAUUGUUCCACGCUGGUUACGGACAUGGCAGAAAGCAUUAGUGACACACAGGGCCGGCUUUAGCAUCCCUGGAGCCCGACUUGACACUGUGGUGUGGGAUCUCCCCCUGGCCGAUACCUACAGAGCCGUAUAUUAAAAGGGAGUCUGGCCAUUGGGAGGAGUCACAAAAAGAGGCUCGACCUGUCAAUCACAGUUUCACUCCUCUGAUUGGGUUGCUUUUUACCAAGGGGGUCGCCAUGACACCUUACUGCCACCCAAAAUGGCGACGAAAACAAACAGUGGUGAAGCGGAGAUUUCGCAACAAAAAAUUUUCACGGACUACUCUGACUUUACGGUGCAAAUGUACAUUUUCUUAUACGUUUCUUGGAAAUCAGUUUCAACGUACGCUCAUCCAUCGAUAUCUAACCGAAAAUAGUUUUGUCGCCGAUGUUACGCCUAGUGAACACGGCGAUCACAGCGAAAUUGUAACCAAAACGGCACUGUGCUGUGCAAUCUUAUAUUUAAUUGAUGGAUUUCGUAGAUAUAAACAUUCCUGCCUCUUAUAUUCCAACUAUUCAUGUAGAUUUGUUUGAAAAUCAUACCGACAACAGAAUGUGUCCCAGCAGGUGGUUCUGCCAGCAGCAAUACAACGAAGGAAGCCGACGACAAUUCCCGACGUGCCUUACGCUCCCUAGGUGGCGCUCAUCAAAUUUGUGCUACCAAUCCAUUACUCUUGCAGAUUGCGAGAGGUAUCCAUUUCAAUCCCAUCCAAUCCACUUGCCACCCAAAAUGGCGCUGCCCGUGUUGGAUAAGGGGGCAAAUAGUGAGGAUGGGCUGAUUGAUAGCGCCCCAUAUUUCAAGACUUCAUUGGUCAGAAAGCUCAAAAAGUGGGUGGAGCUUCAUGUAUAGGCAUGACCCAUUAAUGGCCAGACUCCCUUUUAAUAUACGUCUGGAUACCUAGUGUCAGAAAGUGACGUAAUUCAUUUAAAAAGUAUGCGCGACUGCAAGCAGUUGAGGUUUUCAAAAACCCUGAAAGGAGUAUAUGCGUUUAAACAUGUAUUGCCAAAUUUUAUUAUGCUAAUGAGCUGAUACCGAAACUGCACUCCUCAGGUCCUCAGGUCAUGUCCUUUACUGCUGCCAGCGUAUCUGGGCCAGAAAGCAGUUGAUCUCGCCAACAGACCAACACCUACUCCAGUCGUCUCCGUUGCUCCAAAGCACGUGGCCCUCUGACAUGGAAUGCUUGUCGUUUUUUUCUGCGCUUGACAUUGUGCAAUUCUGCUUCUGGGUCAUGUGCAUAGCAAAACUCACCAAUCUAUAUCUCAAAGUAUGUGCUUACAGCGACCAGAACCCCAGAACACGUGGAGGGAACAUAUCAGGACAACUUGUGGCAACACUAGGCGUCACCAUUCCGCAAGUCGGCUUCACCUAACGCCUGCUUGCUUUAGGAGAAGCUCGCUUUAGACCAAUGUUGCGCGUUUCGCAGGUGAAAAGCACGUGCUACGUCUUUUGAAUCAUCUCACGUAUUUGGGCAGCAUGUUUUUCAGCUUAAGCCAGGAAAAAAAAAAAAACCAGGACCACAAUUCUGUAAGGUCCGAAGCCGCCCCUCUUUGCGCCUUACGAAUCCAUGCAAAAUUUUGGAUAGGCAGAAGGGCAAUUGCAGGCAAGAUCACUGUAUUAGUAAAAGAAGUAGCAGUCAGAUACAGGGCUUUUGUGUACAAAAGGAAGCUAUCAGAGCUGCACACCUUCCAUUUUCACAUGUGGUUGGCAAGCAGGUGGGAUUGUGUAACUGCAAGCUGAAAUAAGAACACCUAUUUCUCUUUCUUUUUUCCUUGUUUUUUCUUAGAGCUUAUCAGACAGGACGAGGCCAGUCCAUGGACUGUCAGAGCUAGUCCACUUGAAAAUUAUCCUGAAAGAAGCAAGCACAUGCUUCAUAUUAUUCUUUGCUGGUUCGAAACAAUACUAAAAGUAAGGCAGAGCUGCAUGCAAGGAGCACAGGAACGAUUCCUAUAGCUCAUAUGCUAUAGCAUAUGUCUUUUCUGCACAGCCUUGGAACAAAGAUAUGGAGCAGCUGACGAUGCAGCAUGGCUUGUGGUGACAUGUCCUUCUGACAUGACCUCAACUGCAGCGCAAUGCAUAAUUACCAGCUCCCAUUAUUGGCUCGGGGAAACUACAUGGACAUUUCUCAGUAGCCUUGAGGAGAGGGAGGGUGUGCCAGUCCUCUUGCUCUGGGAUUGGGGUAGUCCAAGAGGACUACCUCACCACAGAAAACAUGUGAGCCUCUCUCAGUAAUCUUCAUCGGGAUGCUCCCUCUACCAUGGUAACCGCCAGGAUUACUGGCGAAGUUACCCCAUCCAUACAAAUUGUUCGAGCAUGUUCCUUAACUGUUGUGGGGGCCUAACACAUUUGUAACGGUGACGAGGAUGUGCUUCUGCAAUUAAUACCUACGUCUGCAAUGAAUCAAAGAACUACCCUCUUA